AUAUCGGCUGUCAUUGGCACCGGUCCAUAAUCUCUCUAGACAGAGUAGAGAACACAUCGACAAUACAAUAUAUAAAUAAUUUAUUAAUAAAUACGACAAUAAAUAAAACAGUAAAGUGCAAAAAAUAUUACUGUUGAAGUUACAUUUUGCGGAAGUUGCGAACAAAGUGUGAAAGUUUUUUUUUAUUUGGAAAAUGGCUGCGUUAGUGUUGGUGUUUACGAAACACACAAUAUCAUGCAUACUGCUACUGCUGUGCGUUGCGAUGCUGGUCCGGGAAUCGAACGCGCGACCUCCCUGGUUGGCGCCCGGCAGCGGGGUGUUUACUGAGUCAGCGGAGUGUCAUACAGAUGAUGAACUUCUAGACCUCUGCCAACGUUGCGCCAAGCUAACCAAGUCAAAGCUCGCCUACCCAGCCUGUUGCUCCACAGACCUUGAAGCCAGGAGAUGGUGCUCAGACUACGUAUACUUCGGCAGUGGACAGUAUGACUUUCAUUGAAGAAAAGAAAUGCUAACAACAAGAGAUUUAAGUCUGUAAGCGUAGGUUAAGAGUCAUACGGCUCUAGAGAAAAUGGAUUGCAAGAAAUGCUUUUUGCAAGCUAUGCCUUUUGCAAGAUAUGCAUAUUGCAAGUUAUGCAUAUUGCAUGAGACGCUUAUUGAAAGUUUUUUGAACUACGCGUCUAUUCAUGUAUUUAAUGAGUCAAUUAUUUUGUAUCUAAAUCUUGCAAGAAAACGCAAAUUGCAGUCCAUUUCGAAUAAAUCCCCGAAGUAAUUGUAGGGGAUGGUUUAUAUAAGUACUACGAGAUAAUGCUUUAGUUACGUUUAACUGUAGUAAAAUAGAGUCAAUUUGUUGGACAGAGUCUGUUUGUAUCAAUUGAAUUACUUCCAUUUUCAAAGUUGCCUAUGCUGCUAUGCUAAAAAUGCUAUUUUAAAAAUAUUUUUUUUUUCACUAUAAGUUUGUCGAAAAACCGUUCACGUGAAACUUGUUUUUGGCUUCAAAUAAAUUGGAAACUUUUAGAAUAGUGUCAGGUCACGCCGUCCCUCAGAAUCAGAUAUGGCCCUCAAAAGCGACAGAUAAAAUCCAGACCAGCGCGCGGACGGCGUGACCUGACACUAUUCUAAAAGUUUCCAAUUUAUAUAUAUAUGAUAAAGUCAAAUCAAGUCAAGUCAGUUACGUGCUCAGCGGUGAAGGAAAACCCACAUUUGUAAGAAAUGCAGUUUCGGAUUAUGUGACCAAACCUGUAUUGGGCUGGUUUCCCCUUCGGGUUGGAAGGUCAGACAGGCAGUCGCUUCUAUAAAAAACCAGACCUGUCAAAUUUGCGGGUUAGGUAAGCGGAACCCGUGAAAAACGGAUUAACGCAAGGGCUAUAAUGAAUGACAAUUAGUCAUAUGCAAACUGGUUUUUACAUAGGUGAAUAAUUAUUAAAGCUAAAUUAAUGUUCCAAUAGUACUCGCUUAAAAUAUUGUAAGUUUAUUCAUUUACGAAGAUUUUUUUUAAUGUAUCUAGGUAUGUAAUAUACUUUAGAGUUGGUUCUUAUAUUCGUGGUUCCUAUUCUAAAAGACUUUAAUAAUUUUGUAAGCAAAAUAUAAUAAAUUGUGAUAAAUUAGUAAUGGUACUUGUUCACAAGUUUAAUUUCUAAUAUUUAUUUUGUAAGUUAUGUAAUUUCCAGUGAAAUUUAAUGGUACAGGCUAUAUAGUUUUUUUUUAUUAUUUUUUACAAAUUAUUAUAUUGUAAUAAAUAACAAAAACAAAACAAACAAUGUCUGAAGAAUCGUCGAAAGGUUAUGGCUGUGAUAAAUUUAGUCUAUUAAGUAUCUAGAAAAAUAAGUAUGUAAAAGAUAAUUAAAAAUAUCUAAUACCUAA
Molecule: messenger RNA, 1860 nt
Organism: Pectinophora gossypiella (pink bollworm)
Lineage: Eukaryota; Metazoa; Arthropoda; Insecta; Lepidoptera; Gelechiidae
Exons: 3
Coding region: 194-496 (100 amino acids)
Source: RefSeq, a predicted model, not a curated record